AUGUUUACAACAUCAUUCUUAACACAAAUCGAUGGUUAUAUAAUAUUAAUUGGUUUUGGAUUAUUAUUUAGUUCUAUGAUGAUUGGAAUAACACUUCUUUUACAAAGAUUCAAUGGUGAAAAUCAAAUGUCAAGUGAAACAUAUUUAACAGCAAAUCGAAAGAUUCGAUCAGGUUUAUUAUCAUCAUCAAUUGUUUCAUCAUGGACAUGGGCUGCUACACUUUUACAAUCAACUUCAGUUACUUAUCUCUAUGGAAUAUCCGGUGCAUUUUGGUACGCAAAUGGUGCAACAAUUCAAAUUAUUUUAUUUUCAAUUAUUGCAAUUGAAUUUAAACAUCGAGCACCAUUUGCUCAUACAUAUUUAGAAAUCAUUCGUGCACGAUAUGGUCGAGAAGGACAUUGGAUAUUUAUUCUAUUCUUCUUAUUUACAAAUAUUCUUGUUACAUCAAUGUUAUUAACAGGUGGUUCGGCUGUUAUUCAUUCAUUAUGUGGAAUGAAUAUUAUUGCAAUAUGUUUUUUAUUACCAUUGGGAACAAUAAUUUAUACAAUAUUUGGAGGAUUAAAAGCAACAUUUUUAACAAAUUAUAUUCAUAAUGUCAUUAUUGUUGUCAUCAUAUUCAUUUUUACUUUUGUAACAUAUCGAACAUCAUCUUUAUUGGGUUCAUUUUCUCAAAUUUAUACUUUACUUGUUAAUGAAAGUUUAAAUCAUCCAGUUGAUGGAAAUUUUCAAGGUUCUUACUUAACACUCAAUUCUCGAAAUGGUUUAAUGUUUUAUUUAAUAAAUCUUGUUGGAAAUUUUGGAACAGUUUUUCUUGAUAAUGGAUAUUAUAAUAAAGUCAUUGCUGCUUCUUCAAAAUCGAUUGUACGUGCAUAUAUUCUUGCUGGUUUAGCAUGGUUUGCAAUACCAUUUGUAACUGGUACAACUAUGGGUAUUGUUGCUAUAACACUUCAAACAAAUCCUUUAUUUCCAACAUAUCCAAAUCGAUUAAAUGUAGAUGAAAUAACAUCUGGUUUAACAUUACCUUCAGCUGCAAUUGUUUUACUUGGAAAAACUGGAAGUUUAUUAAGUUUUAUUUUGAUCUAUUUAGCAUGUACGAGUGCAAUGUCUUCACAAUUCAUUGCUGUUACUUCAAUAAUCACAUUUGAUAUUUAUCGAACUUAUUUUCAUCCAAAUGCAUCGAAAAAACGAUUAUUUUUUAUUUCACAUUUAUCUUUAUUGAUUUUUGUCUUAAUAAUGAUUAUUUUAUCUAUUGGUUUAUAUUAUAGUUCAAUCAGUAUGGGUUAUUUAUAUACAUUAAUGGGAAUUCUCAUAUCAAGUGCUGUUGUACCAGUUAUACUCACACUUUUAUCGACUAAACAAAACAAAUUAGCUGUUUGUCUUUCACCAUUAUUGGGUUUAAUAUGUUCAAUUGUUUCUUGGUUAUUAACAACAAAAUAUUUCUUUGAAAAAAUUAAUAUUCAAACAACGGGAUCAAAUUUAUCAAUGCUCAUUGGAAAUCUUGUUGCAUUAUUAAGUCCUUGUUUAUUUAUUCCUUUAUUGAAUUUGAUUAAACCAAAUGAAAAUCCUUAUGAUUUUGUAUCAAUGAGAAGAAUUGCUUUAAUUGAAGAUGAUUUAGUAAAUACAAAUAAUUCAACAAUUGUUGAAAUUGAACGUGCAAUUAUUUAUUUAAAAGACAAUUCACGAUCCAUUUGUUUUUUAGCAAUUGGAAUAACAAUCUGUUUCAUUGUCAUUUGGCCAUGGCCAAUGUUUGCAUCAUCGUAUAUUUUUUCCGAAACAUUUUUUACUUGUUGGAUUUGUUUGGGAAUCAUUUGGUUAUUUGUUUCAUUUUCUAUUGUUGGAAUUUAUCCAAUUAUUCAACAUUUUCGAACGAUUAAAUCAGUUUUCGGAUUAAUUUAUUUUGAUAUCAAAACAUUUCUACAACGCGAUUAA
Messenger RNA from Adineta ricciae, 1929 nucleotides. The record is from the annotation of a GenBank genome assembly. Lineage: Eukaryota; Metazoa; Rotifera; Eurotatoria; Adinetida; Adinetidae.